GCGUUUACACAAAAAAGCCGGGAGAAUUUUGAUUCCAUGUGAUUUUAAAAGUAUCUAACUCUAUCUUGUCGGUUACGUGUGGUAGAAUGCAUAAAUCCAGCUGGUCCGGUGGUCACACCGAGUCGAUAUUGUCUUUGGACGUAAAUGCAGACGGGAUUCUAUCGUCAGGGGGUGAAGAUUGUUUGUGUGUCUGGACCAAAGAUGGCUCACCGAACAUCAAGGUCAAUCCAUCGGGCGAAAAGAGGGAAAUAACCAGUGUUUGCUUCUCCCCGUGCUACCCUGAACAGCUCUACGCGUCAUCGGAAACAAAAAUUUACUGCUAUGAUCUGAGAAACUUAUCGAGUUCAACUCUAGAGUAUGAUGUAAACGAGGAUGAGAUAAACCAAUUAGCCGUUCACGACAAGGGACGUUAUCUAGCGGCAUGUGAUGACACUGGUACUAUCAAGGUGAUUGACUUGCAGGAGAAAAGACUCUUUAAAACUUUAUCUCGAGUUCACACUAACAUCUGCUCGACUGUGCAGUUCCGUCCCCAUCGUCCCUGGGGUCUAGUCAGCGGAGGCAUGGAUUAUCGUGUUGCACACUGGGAUUUCUCCUCAGGGAGGGUUUUACAUGAAGUGAAUGUCCAGGAAAUAGCUGAGGUCCAGGAAGCAGGUGGUUACCUGAUCAAUCCACCAUUUGUCCACUCUGUUCAUGUGCCUGGAAAUGGAAGGAAGGUUGCUGUGGGAUUAGAGGAUGGGAGCAUACAGAUUUUCAGUUUUGAGGGCAAGAAGAACAUUGCCCCAUGGGCUCGACUUAAAAAACACACACGUGCUGUAUGCCAAGUUCAUUUCCCAAGGUUUGGAUCCUUAGGAGAUAAUGUUCUCAUUUCUGGUGGUAAUGAUGAACAUAUUAUUGUUUGGAAAUUGUGGAAUAGACAAUCUGAGAAUGGACAUGGGGAAAGCAGCGGAGCAUCAACAGAAGAUAGUAUGCCACAUGUGCUACAGGAUGUCACCCAUGGCUCUAAAGUGAACUGGAUUACUUCACCUUAUAAUGAUAAAAAGUUUUUUGUUGGGGAUCAAACUAACAUAGUAUCACUAUAUGCAUUGACUGGGUAGGUGAUGAUGCAGGGGCAUUCCUGGGCUGUUUUCAGCUUAUGGGUAAAAAAGCUUUCCAAAAAAUUCUUGUUUUCCCCUCUAAUGACAGUAUUGUAGUCAAGACAACCCUCAAAAUAACCGUCAUCUUUUACUAUGCCAAAUUGUUAUGAAACACAUUCACAUUUGACAUUUUAUUUAUGAAUAACAGGUUCGGUGAACGAAUAAAUACUUCUGAAUUUAUUACUAUCAAUAAAAGUAAUAUGCCAUUCAAGAGCUUCACCUAAACUGUCAGACAACUUCAAAUAGAGAGCUACCUCUACAGCUAUGUGAACUUGUUCAAAUUCAGCAUUGUAACUGGCUGUAGAUAUAUAACAGACGUGAAUGCAUUCAGAUUUGUUAACAUUGCCUAUUCAUGUUCAAUGUGAAAGCUCAGUUUCGGGGUCAAAUUGGAAUGUUUAUAUUCUCUAAUUAUAGAAUGGUUUUCAUAAACCACAGUACACACAUUAGCAAACUAUACUUUCUGAAGCUCAAACCCUUUUUUUUACAAUUUUUACCAUAACAGAAUCAAUUUGAAAAUUGCACAAUUGUGAAAUGUCAUGUCAAGACAAUUUUCUAGUCAGGUAACAAUGACAAUUCACAAUAUCCCAGGGUCAAUAAACACACCAAUGCUUACAAGAUAGGAGUGUCAAAUCGAAGCUCUCUUAACUUAUUUACUGUAUUAGCCCCAACACAAAUUGGCACGUAUAUCGAACACAGUCAAUUAGUGACUGUCACACAGUGCUACAAAUAGGAAGGAAAUGGAACAGUUAUGUUGUCAAUAAAAUCACACAUUACAUACUC
Molecule: messenger RNA, 1913 nt
Organism: Nematostella vectensis (starlet sea anemone)
Lineage: Eukaryota; Metazoa; Cnidaria; Anthozoa; Actiniaria; Edwardsiidae
Product: WD repeat-containing protein 53
Exons: 2
Coding region: 87-1094 (335 amino acids)
Molecular function (GO): protein binding
Source: RefSeq, a predicted model, not a curated record